Molecule: messenger RNA, 363 nt
Organism: Lycium barbarum (goji berry)
Lineage: Eukaryota; Viridiplantae; Streptophyta; Magnoliopsida; Solanales; Solanaceae
Exons: 1
Coding region: 1-363 (120 amino acids)
Source: RefSeq, a predicted model, not a curated record
AUGCAACGUUGCGAGCUAGAAUUUGCGAUAGGUGACAAGGUGUUCCUAAAGGUGUCAGCAAUGAAAGGAGUGAUACGGUUUGGUAGAACAGGCAAGCUUAGCCCUCAUUUUAUUGGCCCAUCCGAGAUUUUGAGAAGAAUUGGGAAAGUGGCUUGCGAGUUGAAGUUACCAUCUGAGAUGGCUAUGGUUCACCCUGUGUUUCAGAUUUCGAUGUUGAGGUUGUACAAGACUAACCCUUCUCAUGACUUGAAUCAUGACGAGAUUGAAAUCAAUGAAGGGUUGUCUUAUGAAGAGAAACCUGUGCAAAUCUUGGAUCUCCAAGUUAGGAGGCCGAGAAUGAAAGAUGUGGCUUUUGUGGCAUAA